Molecule: messenger RNA, 1413 nt
Organism: Clunio marinus
Lineage: Eukaryota; Metazoa; Arthropoda; Insecta; Diptera; Chironomidae
Source: the annotation of a GenBank genome assembly
AUGUCACGAUUUGCAAUUUGUAAUCUUGAUAGAGUUGAAAAAGAAUUUAUGUGGAGCGUUUGUGGCCUGCAAAAUUUUGAAUUCCCUUCAAAUUGUUAUGUGAAAACUGAAAACUUUCCUUUGGAAAAUAGUGACGAAUCAUGGUUCAUUAAGCUGAUGAAAGAUGGUAGAAAUUUAUCAUUCUCUUUCGAAUGCGAAAAUCUUCCAAGCUUCGUCGCCAACUUCGAAGUUAAAAUUGUCGCUGAUCAAGGGCGAGAAUUGUGCAUAGAACAAGUGAUGUUUUCACCGGAUUUCUGCUCGAAACAUUUCUAUAUCAAUGAUUCAACAAUGGUGGUUAAAUUCAAAGUUUGUUAUGAAAUCAUCAAAUCAGUUAAAGUAAAGGAAACUGAUGCAAAUGGGAUCACCAACGAAACUUAUAUGGAUAACUUCAGCAACAAAACUGAUCCAAAUGCAUUCAACAACGAAACUGAUCCAAACGCGAUCAGCAACGAAGUUUACUCAAAUGCGUUCAGCAAUGAAACUGAUACAAACGCGGUCAGCAACGAAGUUUACUCAAAUAACUUCAACAACGAAGUUUACCCAAAUGCGUUCAACAACGAAAUUUAUCCAAAUGGACUCAGUAACGGAACUGAUCCAAACGCGGUCAGCAACGAAGUUUACUCAAAUGCGUUCAGCAACGAAACUGAUCCAAACGCGGUCAGCCACGAAGUUUACUCAAAUGCGUUCAGCAAUGAAACUCCUGGCACUUCUUCAGAAGAUGAAGUUAUUGUCAUCGAAGAUGAUGACUCGGAUGAUGAUUGGAAUGUUAUCUCAAUGAAUGAAUCAGUUGAUGGAAAUAUUCAUGAUGAAGAAAACAACACUGCAAACGAAGACGGCCAUCAGACAACAAUUGAUGAUGGCGAAGAAGAAGAAUUUUUUACAGAAGAUCAAUUCACGAUUCUCAAUGCUUCCUCAAUCGAAGAAACUUCAUCAGUUGAAGAAGAAUCGGAAGAACAAGCAGCAAUGAUCAACGAUCCUCGAACAAAUCAUCAUAUUGAGAAAGCAUUUGAAAAAAUUCCAGCAUUCCUUGAUAUUAUCAAUAAUGAAACACCGGAAAAAUGGGAACAUCUACAAAAUUUAUGGAGAGACUUCGGCGAUGUGGGGCUGCCAAAAGAGGUUCUCAAUGUUUGGGAAACCGCUUUGUCCGACCACAUAACUUUAGAAAAUUUCUUUAAUAUGUUUACAUUAGCUUACAUUUGCAAAUUUGAAAAAUUGAAGGAAUUUAUCAUCACCGAUUUCAUUUCUGAAUAUGAAAAUGAAUAUGAAGAGCUGUUUAACUCAGAUGGUUGGAAGGAGUUAGAAUCAGGAGAGAAUCGUUGUCACGUGGUCUUCGAUUUUGUUAGAAAAUUCAGAGAAUGCUAUGAAUUUCUAUGA